Messenger RNA from Symbiodinium sp. CCMP2456, 1029 nucleotides. The record is from the annotation of a GenBank genome assembly. NCBI's taxonomy places the organism in Eukaryota, Dinophyceae, Suessiales, Symbiodiniaceae.
AUGUCUGCCGGGAUACAGGCCGAGCUAGAGAGACAAGUCAGAGAGCUCCACAGCGCGGAUCCGUCGGUGCAGGCAGAGGCCGCCAAAGCCUUACAGGAACUGACAACGAGCUAUGGCCACGAAGAUGCCGUCGUGAGAUCUGGGGCCCUUCCACGGCUGAUUGAGCUGAUGGAGAGGGGAACGGUAGGGGUUCAAGAGAGGGCUGCAGCCGUGGUGGCCAACCUGGCUGUGGUCGUUGAGACUGCCAGAGCUGCAGCUCAGGCCGUCGCGCCGCUGGUGCAACUCCUGAGCCGUAGCCGCCUUGCCAAAGAGAUUGCGGCCGAGGCGCUGGCGAACCUUGCUGCGAACCCUGGCGAGCAAAGGGGGACCAUAACGGCGGCCGGAGCGCUGGGGCCGCUGGUGGAGCUCGUGAAGGACGGCAGCAGGCUUUCGCAGGAGAAUGCGGCUUCCGCGCUUCAGAAUCUGGCUGCAGAUCAUCCGGAGAAUGCGAGGCUCAUCACGGAGGCUGGGGCCAUCGGGCCGCUCGUCGAGCUUCUGAGGCUGGGAACCCCUCUUGCCCAGGAGAGGGCUGCAGGGGCGCUCUUGAAUUUGACGGUGGACCCGGACAGCGAGACUGCAAUGGUUCGAGCUGGCGCCGUCCGCCCUCUCCUGAAGCUUCUCACCCGCUUCCCGCCUCGGCCUAGAGCCCAGCAGCGGGCCGCGAUGCUUCUCUCGUCCCUGGCGCGACAGCACACCCUGGAGAUUCUGAAGCACGGCAACGCCAUCAAGCCCCUGGUGGAGCUCCUGAACUGCGGAAACUCCGCCGUCGAGGAGAGCGCGGCCGACGUGCUCUUCGUGCUGACGCUUCAUCCCAGAGGCUGGUCCGAGGCCAAGGGCUUGGGGAUGCUGGGGCGCGCCCACGAGUCCCAGAGCCCCAAGGUGCGGCUUCUCGUGGAUCCCACGUAUCGCAAAAACCCGGGCCCAGGGAAGACGAGCGAGCUCAUCGCCUUGGGCUUGGGAAGCGGCGCAGCGGCUUCCUUGUACAUCUAG